Molecule: messenger RNA, 1893 nt
Organism: Myotis lucifugus (little brown bat)
Lineage: Eukaryota; Metazoa; Chordata; Mammalia; Chiroptera; Vespertilionidae
Gene: BCKDK
Product: branched chain ketoacid dehydrogenase kinase
Exons: 12
Coding region: 279-1499 (406 amino acids)
Biological process (GO): protein phosphorylation; regulation of glucose metabolic process
Cellular component (GO): mitochondrion
Molecular function (GO): pyruvate dehydrogenase (acetyl-transferring) kinase activity
Source: RefSeq, a predicted model, not a curated record
CCACAGCCCACGCGACGUCACCGCGGCAGAGGGCUAGGGCAGCUCUGCUAGCCGGCCCGGCGGCAGUUGGGCCGUUCCGCUCGGACCCCGGCCCUGGCUCUGGCCCCGCGAUGGGAGCUGCUCCCUGGGGUUGAGCUUGUCGCAUCCUCCACCAGCCCUCGCCCCCGAAGUCAAGAGGAGCGCCCCUGCCCACCCACACCUUGCCCCUUUUGGGGGUCGCCUCCAUCUAGCCGGUCCUUAGCACUAGUGGCCGCGCCGUCCGACAAAGGAGCAGGACGAUGCUCCUGGCGUCGGUGCUGGGAAGUGGCCCCCGUGUGGGGCCGCCGCUCCGGCCCUUCCUCGGGCCUGCGCUCCUGCUCAGGGCCCUCUCCACAUCAGCCACCGACACUCACCACGUGGAGAUGGCGAGGGAGCGCUCCAAGACCGUCACCUCCUUCUACAACCAGUCCGCCAUUGACGUGGCCGCCGAGAAGCCCUCAGUCCGCCUCACUCCGACCAUGAUGCUCUAUUCAGGCCGCUCUCAGGAUGGCAGCCACCUUCUGAAAAGUGCCCGGUACUUGCAGCAAGAGUUGCCAGUGAGGAUCGCUCACCGCAUCAAAGGCUUCCGCAGCCUUCCUUUCAUCAUUGGCUGCAACCCCACCAUCCUGCACGUGCACGAGCUGUACAUCCGUGCCUUCCAGAAGCUGACAGACUUCCCUCCGAUCAAGGACCAGACAGAGGAAGCCCAAUACUGCCAGCUGGUGCGUCAGCUGCUGGACGACCACAAAGAUGUGGUGACCCUCUUAGCUGAGGGCCUACGUGAGAGCCGGAAGCACAUAGAGGAUGAGAAGCUUGUUCGCUACUUCUUGGACAAGACACUGACUUCCAGGCUUGGGAUCCGCAUGUUGGCCACACAUCACCUGGCGCUGCAUGAGGACAAGCCUGACUUUGUCGGCAUCAUUUGCACUCGCCUCUCGCCAAAGAAGAUUAUUGAAAAGUGGGUGGACUUUGCCAGACGCCUGUGUGAGCACAAGUACGGCAAUGCCCCCCGCGUCCGCAUCAACGGACAUGUGGCUGCUCGAUUCCCCUUCAUCCCUAUGCCCCUGGACUACAUCCUGCCGGAGCUGCUCAAGAAUGCCAUGAGAGCCACGAUGGAGAGCCACCUAGACACUCCCUACAACGUCCCAGAUGUGGUUAUCACGAUCGCCAACAACGAUAUUGAUCUCGUCAUCAGGAUUUCAGACCGGGGCGGGGGAAUCGCUCACAAGGACCUGGAUCGGGUUAUGGACUACCACUUCACGACAGCUGAGUCCAGCACCCAGGACCCCCGGAUCAACCCACUCUUCGGUCACCUGGACAUGCACAGUGGUGUCCAGUCAGGACCCAUGCACGGACAAUAUCGAAGGCCCAGGCUGGCCCAGCUUCAGGCUUCAUUUCUGACUCUUGCCUUCCUGGCAGUCACAGGUUCUGGAGAUGAAGGUCACCAGACUGGGCAACCUCCUGAGCCACCUGAUUCCUGAGCCCAAGUAAGGUUAAAAAUACCGUCCACCACCUGUGCCUGUUGCUGCCAAGGACAGGAACACACAAGAUUGUGUCCUGGCAGGCUCCAGAGGACCAUGGGGCCCUGGUAGGGAGAUUGAAAGGAAAGGGUCCCAUAGAGCAUCUUGCCAGGGAAGGAGAAAGGCUUGGUGGGACUGCUGAUGGAGGCGGGGAAUGGAGGGGGCACAGGAAACCAGUGACUUGCCAGGCUGAAAGUCUGCUGGCUGCAGUGCAGGGGGUGAGGCUGGAGAGGCAGGCGGCAGCAGCAGCUGCAGGACUCUGACUGUACAGCAGGGGUGGGGAUGUCUGGCAGGGGCCGUACAAAGCCCACAAAAUCAUUUGGUCUGGCCCUGCCAAGGCAUUGGGGGUGAGUUA